Phacochoerus africanus (Common warthog) is the source of this 1927-nucleotide messenger RNA. RefSeq names its product F-box and leucine rich repeat protein 12 (gene FBXL12). Gene Ontology annotation, biological process: positive regulation of protein ubiquitination; SCF-dependent proteasomal ubiquitin-dependent protein catabolic process. Gene Ontology annotation, cellular component: SCF ubiquitin ligase complex. Bases 445 to 1266 code for a protein of 273 amino acids. The record is from RefSeq and is a predicted model, not a curated record. Gene Ontology annotation, molecular function: protein binding. The transcript has 3 exons. Lineage: Eukaryota; Metazoa; Chordata; Mammalia; Artiodactyla; Suidae.
CGCCUCAGCCCCGCCUUCCCGGCUUAGUCCCAGUUCUCAGCUGCAUUUUUGGUUCGGCGUUCAGAUCCUCUGCUGCUCUGGCUCCAGUGCCCAGCCACGUCCCCGCAAGAGGAAAGCUGAAUCUCUGCUGGCUAUCGGAAGCCGCGACCACCUCCGUGCCAGCACCCUCACUUCCCCCACCUCCUUGGUCGCCCCCAGAACGAGUCCCCGAGUCCCUCUGGACGGAAACGGAAAUGCGUGUCGGCGGGAUGAUGGCGACUUUUGCCGACUUGCCGGACUCUGUCCUGUUGGAGAUCUUCUCUUACCUCCCGGUCCGGGACCGGAUCCGCAUCUCCAGGGUCUGUCACCGCUGGAAGAGGCUGGUGGACGACCGGUGGCUGUGGCGACAUGUCGACCUGACGCUCUACACGGUAUGCGGGGCUGGCCGGGAAGGCCUGGGCCUCGAUGCGGCCAAAAGUCAUGUGGCAUCUCCUUCGCCGGUACAUGGCCUCCCGGCUCCAUUCCCUGCGGAUGGGUGGCUACCUGUUCUCAGGCUCCCAGGCUCCCCAGCUGUCCCCUGCCCUGAUGAGAGCCCUGGGCCAGAAGUGCCCCAACCUGAAGCGCCUCUGCCUACAUGUGGCCAACCUGAGCAUGGUGCCCAUCACCAGCCUGCCCAGCACCCUGAGGACCCUGGAGUUGCACAGCUGUGAAAUCUCCAUGGCCUGGCUCCUGAAAGAGCAGGACCCUACUGUGCUGCCCCUGCUUGAGUGCAUUGUGCUGGACCGCGUCCCCGCCUUCCGAGACGAGCACCUGCAGGGCCUGACGCGCUUCCGGGCCCUGCGCUCUCUAGUGCUAGGUGGCACCUACCGUGUGACUGAGACGGGGCUAGAUAUGGGCCUGCAGGAGCUGAGCUACCUGCAGAGGCUGGAGGUGCUGGGCUGCACCCUCUCGGCCGACAGCACCCUCCUGGCCAUCAGCCGCCACCUCCGAGAUGUGCGGAAGAUCCGGCUGACCGUGAGGGGCCUCUCUGCCCCCGGCCUGGCGGUCCUGGAGGGCAUGCCAGCCCUGGAGAGUCUCUGCCUGCUGGGGCCGCUCAUCACCCCGGAAAUGCCGACCCCGGCUGAAAUUCUCUCCUCCUGCCUCACCAUGCCCAAGCUCAGGGUCCUUGAGCUUCAGGGACUAGGCUGGGAGGGUCAGGAGGCCGAGAAGAUCCUGUGUAAGGGACUGCCCCACUGUAUGGUCAUCGUCAGGGCCUGCCCCAAAGAGUCCAUGGACUGGUGGAUGUGACUGCACUACCCUGUCCCUGGGACCCCUCUCAGCUUUUCUUAAUGAGCCCCAGACCCUCUGAGUAGCACCUCGUGGUGGCAGCUAAUCAGGCUGGAGAGGCCUGAAAGCCACAGGUAGAGAGAACCCAGACCUUGGCACCCUCAGAUCGUUGGAAUCAUUUGCCAGCUGCGUGGCCUCUGUGACAUCAGCCAGCCUCUCGGAGGCCCGGUCCUCACAUCCAGAAAUGAGGAAGACCAUAGCUACCUCAUGGUUAUGUUGCUAAGCCUUACUCUUGAUCAGCCUUGGGCUUUGAGGAGGCCCUCCAUGAAGGGCUGUUCUCAGGAACAGGAUGGAUACAGAAGGGUGGCCUAGGAGUCAGGGAGGCCUGAGGGCCCAAGGCCCCUUAGGAAGCCUGGAAGGGCAGUCUAUGCACAAGCACCCACACACUGACACACUAUAGACAUGCCGACACGCCACUAACACGCUGACACGCCAUCGAUAGAACUACACUUGCACGCAGGAGACACGGAGACAAGGGAAGGUGCACCUCAUGCUUUGAUAAUCAGAAUGUUAAUAAUGGAUCUAAGUUGUACUUUCUGUAUUUUGUAUUCAAACUUUUCCAAGUUUUCCCCGUUAUAUAUUACUAUGCUAUUAAAGAAAAAUAAUCGUGUUUUUCAAAAAA